AGUAACACACACACACACACACAAGCAAAAUAAAUACUUGCUUCGCAUCUGCAGGCAUCCUGAGCUCUGAAAUGGGCACCAUGUUGAUGAGGAAAAGGCCAUGAGUGUCACUGAGGAAGCUUACUGGGUGGGAAAAGAGGAAGUGCUGGGCAGGAAAGGAAAGUGUGGCAAUUGCAAGAGGAGCUUGGGGGACCAUCGGCAGACUCAAGCUUGGGGUCUACCUGGCCUGUGGGAGAGCUAUUCGCCUGGCUCCCAUGCUGCGUCCCUCCAUGGAACCGACCCCAGCAUCAGCCCACUGGGACAUCACUCCUGAACACUCCUGAGCAUCUACCGAGUGUCAGGCCUGCACCCUGAGGAGCCCAGUCACAGUGGGAAAGCCCUAGAGACAUCAGAGCUGCCCUGGUACGCCAUGCCGGCAGAGUGCUUUCUAUAAACAGUCCUAGUUAAUGCUCACAACAAAAUCUCAGUUGGAGCAGACCCUUCUCUGCUUCCCAGGCUUAGAGUAAAACCCAGACUCCUCCUUUGCAUGCCCAGCCCCUGGGCACAGUCUCCCUGCUCUUGGCUGCCCUGAUGGCUGCAUUGUUCUCUCCCUGGAGCUCCUUCCUGCCUUGGGGCCUUUACAUAGGCCUUUCUGACUGUCCCCAGCAUCUUUUCUAUGGCUCUUUUCCUGGCUGCUUCCUUCUUAUCUCUCUGGCUUAUAUGCCAUUUCUCGGGAGGUACCUGACCUACAGACCCUCUGUAAAGUUGCCAUUGCCCCACAGACACUCUGUGUGGAGACCCCAUCACCAGAAACUGCUACUGCUCUAAUAGGGUCUUACAGGGUGUCACGUGGAAAUUAGGAACUGCCAGUGAGGCCCAAAGCUAAGACAGAAGACAGUGCUUCCGCCAUUCCAAGCUCAUGGAACAGACAGCUCCGGCUGGUCUAAAGUGCUACCUGGAAGGCCCAGCCCUGCAUCCCCUGCUGUGAACUUAAGAGGGGUGUUUCAGAUGCCUUCAGGAGAUCAUUGGGAGCCUGGUUUGCUGGGCCCUAAAAGCAUCAUGCUUCCUCCCCACUUUUUUUGUGGGGAGGAGGAAGGAAAUGGAGUGAGGCCUCUUUGCCUGUGUGUCCCUCUGAUCCAGUGGUCCUGGACUUCUUGCUGCGCUUAACCACUCUACAUCUGCACCUCACUGCAAGGACUCUGCCAAAUACAGGGAUCACUUGUGGAGUUUUCAGUUUGAUAUUCAACCUGGGUCUGGGGCCAGGCAAGUGAAGAUGAAUCUUCUAGAUGCAAGAGAACCUGGAGUGGUAUAGUCAUUUACCACAUCUCACUGAAGCUGAUCCCUUUGACAUCUCCGGACACUCCUGUUGGCUCAGGCAGAAAGGGUGUGGGAUGGCAGACAGGUUAGCAAACAAUCUCUGGAGAGGGGGCUAUAGGAUCUAGCUACUCCUUGCUCCCCUUCUGGCAGCCAGGGCUCUCUUCCCUGCCACACCAGCACCAUGGACUCCCCAGGGUACAACUGCUUUGUGGACAGAGACAAGAUGGAUGCUGCCAUCCAGGACUUGGGGCCGAAGGAACUAAGCUGCACUGAGCUGCAGGAGCUUAAGCAGCUGGCACGCCAGGGAUACUGGGCUCAGAGCCACGCCCUGAGGGGAAAGGUGUACCAGCGUCUGAUCCGGGACAUCCCCUGCCGCACUGUCACGCCCGACGCCAGCGUGUACAGUGACAUUGUGGGCAAAAUUGUGGGCAAGCACAGCAGCAGUAGCCUGCCCCUGCCAGAGUUUGUGGACAACACCCAGGUGCCCAUCUAUUGCUUGAAUGCUCGGGGCGAGGGUGCUGUGCGCAAAAUCCUCCUGUGCAUUGCCAACCAGUUCCCUGACAUCUCCUUCUGCCCCGCCCUGCCGGCCGUGGUGGCACUGCUGCUCCACUACAGCAUUGACGAGGCCGAGUGCUUCGAGAAGGCCUGCCGCAUCCUGGCCUGCAAUGACCCCAGCAGGAGGCUCAUUGACCAGAGCUUCCUGGCCUUCGAAUCGUCCUGUAUGACGUUUGGGGACCUGGUAAACAAGUACUGUCAGGCGGCCCACAAGCUGAUGGUGGCCGUGUCAGAGGAUGUCCUGCAGGUCUACUCUGACUGGCAGCGCUGGCUGUUCGGGGAGCUGCCCCUCAACUACUUUGCCCGUGUCUUUGAUGUCUUCCUGGUGGAAGGCUAUAAGGUGUUAUAUCGCGUCGCGCUGGCCAUCCUCAAGUUCUUCCACAAGGUGAGAGCUGGUCAGCCCCUUGAGUCAGACAAUGUGAAGCAGGACAUCCGCAUGUUCGUCAAGGAUAUUGCUAAGACGGUGUCCCCUGAGAAGCUGCUAGAGAAAGCAUUUGCCAUCCGCCUCUUCUCCCGCAAGGAGAUCCAGCUCCUGCAGAUGGCCAACGAGAAAGCGCUAAAGCAGAAGGGCAUCACGGUCAAACAGAAGAGUGUAUCACUUUCUAAAAGGCAGUUUGUGCACCUGGCUGUCCAUGCAGAGAACUUCCGCUCUGAGAUCGUCAGUGUGAAGGAGAUGAGAGACAUCUGGUCCUGGGUCCCUGAGCGGUUUGCCCUUUGCCAGCCCCUUCUGCUCUUCUCCUCACUGCACCAUGGGUAUAGUCUGACCAGGUUCUAUUUCCAGUGUGAGGGACAUGAGCCCACCCUCCUGCUCAUCAAGACCACGCAGAAGGAGGUGUGUGGAGCUUAUCUGUCAACAGACUGGAGUGAGAGAAACAAAUUCGGAGGCAAACUGUCCUUUUUCGGAACUGGAGAAUGCUUUGUAUUUAGGCUGCAGCCAGAGGUGCAGCGUUAUGAGUGGGUAGUCAUCAAGCACCCAGAACUGACCAAGCCUGUACCCUGCACAUCCACCCACUCCAGCUGUUCAGACCCAGCUGACCGACUCUCACCAUUCCUGGCUGCUCGGCACUUCAACCUGCCCUCCAAGACUGAGUCCAUGUUCAUGGCUGGGGGCAAUGACUGCCUCAUCAUUGGGGGAGGGGGUGGCCAGGCGCUCUACAUCGACGGGGACCUGAACCGGGGCCGCACGGGACACUGCGACACUUUCAACAACCAGCCCCUCUGCUCAGAGAACUUCCUCAUCGCUGCUGUGGAGGCCUGGGGCUUCCAAGACCCUGACACCCAGUGAUGGGCCUGCGCUGAUGAGCCUGAAGCUCUUGGUGGGCCUUUCCUUGCUGCAAGGCCACCUGAAGAGGUGGCCUCAGGAGGGACCCUCUCUGAUCAACCCCCCAACCAGCCAGUGCCAUUUCCAGAGGGCUGCCCAGAGAUGCGUGGACUCAUUGU
Messenger RNA from Sciurus carolinensis (gray squirrel), 3291 nucleotides. RefSeq names its product TBC1 domain family member 24 (gene Tbc1d24). The record is from RefSeq and is a predicted model, not a curated record. Lineage: Eukaryota; Metazoa; Chordata; Mammalia; Rodentia; Sciuridae. Bases 1478 to 3136 code for a protein of 552 amino acids. The transcript has 11 exons.